Molecule: messenger RNA, 2262 nt
Organism: Raphanus sativus (radish)
Lineage: Eukaryota; Viridiplantae; Streptophyta; Magnoliopsida; Brassicales; Brassicaceae
Product: L-type lectin-domain containing receptor kinase IV.4
Exons: 1
Coding region: 45-2063 (672 amino acids)
Biological process (GO): protein phosphorylation
Cellular component (GO): plasma membrane
Molecular function (GO): protein kinase activity; carbohydrate binding; ATP binding
Source: RefSeq, a predicted model, not a curated record
CUAAACCAAAGUAAAAAUAAAAAUAGAAAUAAACAUAAAGAGCCAUGCUCCUCCAGCUACUUACUAUCUUCUUCUUCAGCCUACUCUCGCAAUCCCUACAAAUUUCUUCCCAAAAUCUCAGCUUCACCUUCAAUGGCUUCUAUCCUCCGUUGACUGACAUAUCCGUCCAAGGAAUUUCCAGCGUCACACCCAAAGGUGUCUUGAAGCUAACCAACUUUACUACCACGGACAGCGGUCACGCCUUCUAUAGCAAACAAAUCAGGUUCAGAGAUUCACCAAACGACACCGUUUCUUCCUUUUCUACAACCUUUGUCUUUGUUAUCCGCCCUUUAGUCCCAGGCAUUGGCGCUGACGGCAUGGCCUUCGUCAUUGCACCUAACUUUAGCGUCCCAACUGCAGCUCCCAGCCAAGACCUAGGUCUCUUUAACAUCAUAAACAACGAUAAUGAUACGCAUCAUGUAUUCGCUGUUGAAUUUGACACGGUUCAAGAUUCCUUUGAUCCCGACAACAACCAUGUUGGGAUCGAUAUCAAUAGCUUGAAGUCAGUGAAAACUUCACCGGCUGGGUACUGGAACGAGAAUGAUCAGUUUAAUAAGCUGACUUUGGUGAGUGCUGAGCGGAUGCAGGUUUGGGUCGAUUACGAUAGUCGUACCCAUCAAAUCAACGUAACGAUGGCUCCCUUUAGAAAGGAUAAACCUAAAAAACCGCUAGUAUCUAUUGUCCGAGACCUAUCCUCGGUUCUUUUGCAAGAUAUGUUCGUAGGUUUCUCGUCUGCCACCGGUUCGAUUUUGUCGGAACAUUUUGUUCUUGGGUGGAGUUUUCGAGUAAAGGGAGAAGCUCCAUUGUUGGCCUUAUCGAAACUUCCAAAGGUGGGGAAAAGGAGCUGGAUGACAUGGUUUGCCCUCAUGUUUGUUGUCCUCAUUUUUCUUAUCAUCUUAUGUGUCAUUCCCCUCUUGAUUAUAUGCUUGCCCAUCUGCCUCCUUCGCUGCAUCCUGAGGAGGAGAAGAAAGUUCGCGGAGGAGAUUGAAGACUGGGAAACAGAGUUCGCCAAGAACAGAAUGAAGUUCAAGGACUUGUACUAUGCAACCAAAGGGUUCAAAGAUGAGGGCCUUCUUGGAAGGGGAGGCUUUGGGAGCGUUUACAAAGGUAUUAUGCCGAAGACGAAGAAGGAAAUUGCCGUGAAAAGAGUCUCGAACAAAUCCCAGCAAGGGUUGAAAGAGUUUGUCUCUGAGAUCGCGAGUAUCGGUCGAAUGAGUCAUCGGAACUUGGUUCCUCUCUUGGGUUAUUGCCGCCGUAAGGAUGAGCUUCUUCUGGUAUACGAGUACAUGCCUAACGGAAGCUUAGACAAGUAUUUGCACAAUAGCCCGGAGGUAUCUCUCGACUGGAACCAGAGGAUUAAAAUCAUUAAAGGUGUGGCCUCUGCCUUAUUCUUUCUUCACGAGGAGUGGGAACAAGUGGUCAUUCACCGUGAUGUAAAAUCCAGCAACGUCUUGUUAGACGCGGAGCACAAUGGGAGACUUGGAGAUUUCGGUUUAGCUCGGCUGUGUGGUCACGGUACAGAUCCUGAAACAACGAACGUUGCAGGAACAUGGGGCUAUUUAGCCCCAGAUCACAUCAGGACAGGAAGGGCCACAACCGCUACCGAUGUUUUUGCGUUUGGGGUGCUCUUACUAGAAGUGGCGAGCGGUAGACGUCCUAUCGAGGUUCAAGACAGCGUGAGUGGUGAGAGGGUGUUUCUCGUUGAUUGGGUUUUUCAGUUUUGGAUAGACGGAAAUAUCUUGGGUGCCAAGGAUCCGAAUCUAUGGUAUGAUUAUGAAGUAGGAGAGAUCGAAAUGGUAUUGAAGCUAGGUUUGUUGUGCUCACAGUCCGACCCAGAGAAUAGACCAACUAUGAGACAAGUGCUACAUUAUUUAAGGGGAGAUGUAACGUUACCAAAUCUUCAACCGUCGGACCUACGUGGAAGUGAGAGAUUGCUGGGAAUUCCGGAAGUGGGAUUUAGUGAAUUAAGCUUGUCUACCGGUGGAUCUUCAAUUACUAACUCUCUACUGUCUGGUGGGAGGUGAGUUGUGAAUAUAUGUGUGUUUUGGGCAAUUUCAAUGCAUAAGUAGAAAGAGUUGAUAUAUUCCCUCUGUAUGUAUAUGUAUCAUUUUAAGUGAAUUUUAAGAUUUUUCAUAAGGAUUAAGAAAAUACAAAUUUUUAUGUAAUUUAUCUUGAUUGUAUAAAAAUAUCAUUAAAUAAUAUUAUUCCAACCAAUUAAAAAAA